Messenger RNA from Trichobilharzia szidati, 495 nucleotides. NCBI's taxonomy places the organism in Eukaryota, Metazoa, Platyhelminthes, Trematoda, Strigeidida, Schistosomatidae. The record is from the annotation of a GenBank genome assembly.
AUGAUCCUGCUGAGGGCGAGAAGUUCAAAGCUUAUCUGUAUACCGCUGUCGACACCUUCAGAAUCCUUGAUCAAAAAGCCGAUGUAUUGUUAUGAUCCUGCUGAAGGGGAGAAGUUCAAAGCUUAUCUGUAUACCGCUGUCGACACCUUCAGAAUCCUUGAUCAAAAAGCCGAUGUAUUGAAGGAACGCAUCCGAUCAGUAUAUCAAAUUGGAGAGGAUGGCGACAUUUCAAGAUGCCAAGCGAUCCCACAAAUGGCUACUAUUCCGGAUGAAGAAGUGUAUGAAGGCAUGAGUGAAAAUAACAAUGAUGUGGACAGAUUAGAUGAACAACUUCAAGGAAUCUACAUCAAUGCUGAUGCACCAUCCAAUUUGAGAAGAGUAUACGAAUUCAUGAUCAAUUAUCCACACAAUGCCAAAAUCCCAUCAGAGGACUACACUACCGGAUGUCUUUUGGGAGGCUUACCAAGACCUCAAAAAUUGAACUCUGACACGUAA